UUUACUCUGACGGAAAUGACAUAGUCGUCGAGGUCACUGAUCCAAGGUGGACUGGAACUUGACAUUCAUUUACUAUUUCGUUACGAUAACAGCAUAUAUAUUUUAAUGAUUUUCAACACCAUUUUGAUAACAUCUCUGGGCAGUUUGUUUGCGAGGAGAUGUCUGGUGAAGUUCUAAACGCACAGCAUAUGCCAGGAGACCGAGGGUGGAGGCUAGAGUCUAAGACACUACAGGGCAAUACUCCUCACAGACACAUCAUUGUAGAGCCUGAGGAAGAGCUCUCGUCUUCUUUCACCCUUACCAGGAAGAUCUCCCUUUUUAAGUCGCCCGAAAGAAUGGAGGAAGGACCUUAUAAGUGUGUUAGAGAUGGAAACGGAACAGUGAAUCGGGUCAUUAGGAUGGGGACCAGGAAGAGCCAGUUGGCUCGCAUCCAGACUGAUUAUGUGGCAGAGAAACUGAAGACACUUUAUCCAGAUGUCCAUCUGGAAAUAGUUGCCAUGUCCACAAUUGGUGACAAAAUCUUGGACACUGCGUUAUCAAAGAUAGGUGAGAAAAGUCUUUUCACAAAGGAGCUCGAGAAUGCGCUGGAGAGGAAUGAGGUAGACCUAGUAGUGCACUCUCUUAAAGACCUCCCGACAACUCUGCCCAAUGGCUUCACUAUAGGAGCAGUGCUUCAGCGUGAAAGCCCACAUGAUGCAGUGGUGCUACAUCCAAAGAACAGUGGACUGACCCUGGACACUUUGCCAGAUGGCAGUGUGAUAGGUACUAGCUCUCUGCGUCGGGCUGCUCAGCUGAAGAAGAGGUUUCCUCAUCUGGAGUUUAAAGACAUUCGAGGUAACCUCAACACUCGUCUGAAGAAGCUGGAUGAGAAGGAGGACUAUGCUGCCAUCAUCCUGGCGGCAGCAGGGCUGAAGAGGAUGGGGUGGGAGGCACGAGUCAGCCAGGUUCUUGGCCCUGAGGACUGUAUGUAUGCUGUUGGCCAGGGUGCCCUUGCCGUGGAGGUGCGGGCGCGAGACUGUGACAUCUUGGAGAUGGUGUCUACCCUGCACCACUCAGAGACUGUGCUGCGCUGCAUCGCAGAGAGGGCCUUCCUCAGACGCCUGGAGGGAGGUUGCAGUGUACCAGUUGCUGUGAACACAGAAGUGAAGGACUCGGUGCUCUCUCUGACUGGUGCUGUGUACAGCCUGGAUGGAGCUGACAGCUUGAAGGAGGCCAUGGAAACCAGUGUAGACCCAGGAAAUAAGUUAGAGUCGGCGGCAGACAUCCAGCAUGUUGGGGUAACAGCCCACAAUGUGCCUCAGUGUGCCCAGGUAGCAGCUGAGAAGCUGGGGGUGGACCUGGCCAAUCUCCUGCUCAGCAAAGGAGCCAUGGAGAUACUGACCACUGCUCGGAAACUCAACGACGCACGCUAAGGCCCUCUCUCCACUCCUACAGCGGGUCCCAAUGUGCUCUCGACCCCUUCCUUUGGCUCUCUAACCUUUUGGCCAAGGGGAACAAGUAGGGAGCGGAUUGGGACUGGCUGCCAAACACUGUGCAAGCCAUCAUCAGCAUCCAAGACCAGCAGAAGUCGGCAGGGUCUUGAAUAAUGUUUACUCUGAAUAUGUACAGAUUCACCUCAGUUGUAUAAGCUAAAUGUACAUGAUCCUAUUUAUGUAUGAGCUACUACUCUUGAGAAUGGGUAAAUACUAGGUGAACAUUUGUAUAGAUGCUGAGGGUUAAGAAUGUACCAAACAAAGAUUUCUGUGAGUAUGACUGACCAACUCCACACACAGUAUUACAAUUGAACCGUAUGACACAUCUCAGGCAAGGCCCCUGGCCUUUUUUUAAUCACUUUUCUAAACCAGAACAAAAUGAUGUUCAAACCUGGAAUAUAUUGACAGCAAGAGAAUAUAUAACUAUCAACUCUUACUGGAAAAUGUCUCAUACCGAUAGUGCCAUGUUUGUAUACUAUGUGCUUUCUAUGAAGCCUUCAUAUCUGCUUCAGCUCUAUAAAUACCGACCAGUUGUACUGAGUGAUUACUGCUUUUUGAGGUCGUUUCGAUUAUUUAAAAAAUGAUCACUGGUUUAGAUUUAAAUGUUAUACAUUAAAUGCUCUAUGCAUUGUGGGUUGAAUGCAGUAACAGAUUAAAACAAUAAAAGUCCCAUGAUGGUAGUGACUGCCCAUCAGUUUACCAAAUGUAAUUUGUGUAUAUUACAUGUUUGAUAUUUCAUUUGGUGAGCUGCUGCCAUUUUAGUUAUUGAAGGGCAUACUUUUGACUGAAUACCGACUAUCAGGUAGAGCUCCUGUAUCCCUCUUGAAUGUCUGUAGCAGGUGUAAAAGAGAAACAGAACGCGUAUGCGGAUAAUGGUCAUUGUAGUUAAUUACGUUUUCUGCAUAAAACUACAACUCCCUAAAUCGCUAUUUGGGUUUGAUCUGAUUUAUCUCUAUAGAGAAACUGCGCACUAUGCGCACAGAAAGAACGAAAUUGAAUUCAAAUUGAACCGAUGUAGGUCAGUUAUUCGUUUAAUUGCUCAGCACUACAAACCAGUGCGGCUCCUGAACACUUCAUUGGGUACAAACUACACAUCGCCUUUGUUUCAUCAGAUUGUUUGGAGUCCACGCGAACCUUUCACAUCCAGGGCUAGCGGAAUUUCCCAAUAUGAGAUGUAGAGACAUUACACCUAGUUAAUGUGGUCUGGACAAACUAGGCAAAGGUAAUCGCCAUGGCAUGUCCUUUGAGAACUACGGUUUGUAUAUUGGUUAGCCAAGUUCCCCCAACAGUAGUGUAGUGGCUAUUGUUAGCAUGCUCAACCCUGUCGCAAACGCUUACGGUUAGCUCUUUAAAUCAAACAUUGAUUUUACUCACUUGUCUAGCCUUCGAAUGCAUACAAAACGUGACAAGAUGUAUCAAAAGAAUAUUUAUUGCAACCUAAGAAUUUUUAGCGCGAAAAAACAGCACAUUUUCAACAAAGGAAAAUAGGAAUGGAAAUUUAACAAUUUUCAGAAUGUGUGGGUGGCCCUUAAAAGGGCCUUUUGGUUGAAGAGUUCGGUGGAGGUUUAUUUAAAUCGCCAACUAAUAUUCUUGGGACUGUGAGGAAGCCUUCUUUCCCGCCUUCCCGCUUGGUGCAGCGGCCGCCCCUGUCUUCUUUGGUAGCAAAACAGCCUGGAUGUUGGGCAACACACCUCCCUGGGCGAUGGUUACACCGCCGAGUAGUUUGUUCAACUCCUCGUCGUUACGAACGGCCAGCUGCAGAUGGCGGGGGAUGAUACGGGACUUCUUGUUGUCCCGAGCGGCAUUGCCAGCCAACUCCAGGAUCUCAGCCGUCAGGUACUCGAGGACAGCAGCCAUGUACACAGGAGCACCAGCGCCUACUCUAUGGGCGUAGUUGCCCUUCCUCAGCAGACGGUGGACACGACCUACGGGAAACUGAAGACCCGCGCGGGAGCUGCGGGACUUUGCCUUAGCGCGGGCCUUUCCUCCGGUUUUGCCUCGUCCAGACAUGAUGCAGAUUCUCAAGAUUCAGGUAUAGCAGAUAAACAAACAGAUUGUGGUUCAAGGAAAUAA
Molecule: messenger RNA, 3545 nt
Organism: Salvelinus fontinalis (brook trout)
Lineage: Eukaryota; Metazoa; Chordata; Actinopteri; Salmoniformes; Salmonidae
Gene: hmbsa
Product: hydroxymethylbilane synthase a
Exons: 15
Coding region: 159-1412 (417 amino acids)
Biological process (GO): heme biosynthetic process
Cellular component (GO): cytoplasm
Molecular function (GO): hydroxymethylbilane synthase activity
Source: RefSeq, a predicted model, not a curated record